GAACAUCAGAAACAUUUAAUCGUUUAUUACGUGAUGAUAUUAUUAUAAAUGCAUUAAGUACAUUUAGUAUGGCAUCAGGUAUAUUUAAUAGUCGACAAUUUAAAUUAGGACCUUAUCAUAAUCGUGGAAGAGUUCAUGGUAUGAGAAAUUUUUUAAGUUUAGAUUUAGAUAAAAAUCAUACACAAUUUAAUAUAACAAAAGAAAAAAAACAAUUCAUUAAACAAAGAAUACAAUAUGUAUGGAAACAAAAAAAAGCACAACAAAAUACGUUUAUUCCAUUAUGGUUAGAAAACUAUUCAUCGGAUUAUCCAGAAGAAUUUAUGUUAAUUUAG
Adineta steineri is the source of this 332-nucleotide messenger RNA. The record is from the annotation of a GenBank genome assembly. Lineage: Eukaryota; Metazoa; Rotifera; Eurotatoria; Adinetida; Adinetidae.